ACGUUGGAUGCAACGAAACCCAACUCAAAAAAUAAAAAUGGCUAAAGUUUUGGGUAGAUUGUCUUUAGCGAGCUGCCUGUUGGCUCUGGCUCUAGUGACGUGUCCAGUCAGAGCAGACCUAUCCGAUGAGCAGGAGAAUGAGCAACAUCCACGUAUGAGUGCCUCGCGUGACUACGUGGAACUGGACGAGGAGCUCAAUACACGUUUUUGGUACAAUAAAGCUCAGAGCAUAUUGGCCGAUAAGCUAACGAUCCAUAAAAAACUGAAUGAGAAUCGUGCGAAGAACAUUAUUUUGUUUUUGGGCGAUGGCAUGUCCGUGCACACGAUUGCGGCCACCCGAGCCUUUAUGGGUGAUAGCAAUAUGCAGGUCUUCUUCGAGAAGUUCCCCUAUGUAGGUCUCUCGAAAACUUAUGCUGUGGAUGAGCGCACUCCGGACUCGGCCAGCACCGCGACGGCAUAUUUGAGUGGUGUCAAGGCCAACUACGGCACCAUUGGUGUCAAUGCUCAAGUGAAACGAGGCGAUUGUCUGGCGGCUACUGAUAGCAGCACACACACUGAGAGCAUUGCACAGUGGGCACAGGAGGCGGGCAAGUGGGCGGGUGUGGUGACAACGGCUCGUGUCACGCACGCUUCACCGGCUGGCACCUACGCUCAUGUGGCCGAUCGUGCCUGGGAACAUGACGGCAAGAUCACCUCAGAUGGCUGCAGUGCGGAACUCAAUACGGAUAUUGCACGUCAGCUGGUGGAGUGGCCAGUGGGUCGGGACUUGCGUGUGGUGCUGGGUGGUGGUCGUGCCUAUUUCCGUGACAAGAGCAUGAGGGAUGAGGAGGGUUUUGCGGGCAAACGCAAGGACGGACGCGAUUUGAUCAAGGACUGGCAGCAGGAUAAGGCGGAGCAAGGCGCUGAGGCUAAAUAUGUCUGGUCGCGCAGUGGUCUCAAGGAUGUGGACCUCACCAAGACGGACUAUCUGCUGGGUCUUUUCGAUGUCAGUCACUGUCCCUACCAUGCCGAUCGCACACGCCUAAACUCCGAAUACGUGGAGCCCUCACUCAGCGAGAUGACAGAGGCAGCCAUCAAGGUGCUAAGUCGCAAUGAGCAGGGAUACUUCCUCUUCGUAGAGGGCGGACGCAUUGAUAUGGCUCAUCAUAACACGAAGGCGCGCAAAGCUCUCGAGGAAACUGAAGAGUUUGCACGUGCUGUGGAGCUGGCACGCGACCUUACCUCCGAUGAGGACACGCUCAUUGUUGUCACCUCCGAUCACUCGCACACAAUGACCAUCAACGGUUAUCCGUAUCGUCGCCAAAAUAUUCUCUCACUGGCCCCCAAUUUGGCCCUCGAUGAGAUUCCAUUCACCAUUCUCUCCUACGCCAAUGGACCGGGCUAUGUGAAUACCUAUGAUGAUCAGGGCCGCAUGGAUUUGUCGAAUGUAAAUACCGCAGAUGCUGACUUCCAGUUCCAAGCCACAGUUCCACUCAAGUCGGAGACUCACGGCGGCGAAGAUGUGGGCGUCUUUGCUUCAGGUCCCCACGAGCACUUCUUCUCCGGCAACUAUGAACAGUCCACAAUACCUGCUCUGAUGGCCUAUGCAGCCAACAUUGGUCCCUUUGCCCAGGACAAGCUAAAGAAUUAGUUUAAAUAAAGAAUUUAUUGUGAUCAGCAGAAUAUA
Molecule: messenger RNA, 1666 nt
Organism: Drosophila hydei
Lineage: Eukaryota; Metazoa; Arthropoda; Insecta; Diptera; Drosophilidae
Gene: Alp10
Product: alkaline phosphatase
Exons: 3
Coding region: 8-1630 (540 amino acids)
Biological process (GO): dephosphorylation
Molecular function (GO): alkaline phosphatase activity
Source: RefSeq, a predicted model, not a curated record